AUGCCUCGCAUUCGCCCUCACACCUCCAAAACCUCCAGCAAAUCACAAAAAAUACCGCACCAAACGCCAUCCAAAAGCAAACGUACCAAGAAUUUCUACAGCAAUGGCGCCACGAAACCAAUUUUCAGCGGCUGCAAAAUGUCUCUCGCAGGAGAUUUUAUAGCCGAACGUCCUGGCCCUAAUGCUGAGCAACAAUGGAGCUAUGAGAAAAUCAGCAAAUGGAUUCGAGUUCAUGGGGGAGAGUAUGCGACGGAAAUGGAUGAAGAUACUACGCAUCUUAUUGUUACUGUUAAGGAAUAUAAGAAGAAGAGUGUGCAGGUCCGCAAAGCAAUGGCGAUGGGCAAGAGAUGCCAUAUAGUCGUUAUUGACUGGUUGGUAGACUGCCUCACGUCAAAAUUGAACAAGAAAAAGAAACUCGUUGCCACAGGUUACACGCUUGGACGAAUAAUCCGUCGCUUGCAUCAUACCGAGGACCAGAAGAUAAAAUAUCGACAAAGAUUUGAGGAGGGUGUGAAAGCUGCUGAGGAACUAUGUGACAACCGACUCCAUCAUGUUUACACCGAUCAAACGGAUUUCGAAUACAAAGUCGUCCUCACGCGUGUCCUCGUGCAUGGCAAAAACAAAAAUCAGAAAUAUACCGUUUACCUCUUUGCAUCCAAUGCCCAACCUAGUACCUAUAUGGCGGGAGCAAAACUCACAACUGCGUAUCAAAGCCCCUCUUAUCUUCGAGACGAAUGUCGUCCUAAAGUCUUCUCCGAAGCCUUCUCAGACUUCAAGGCAAUCUUCAAAUCCAAAACCUGCAUCGAAUGGGACGACCGAUACGAGCCACUUCCUAAAAACCACUUGGAAACUUUGUUCAGAUAUCAAAGACCUACUUUGGGCCAUCCAAUGGGUAUGUUACCUAGUUGGCGCAAGGCACCUAAUUGGAAGGAUGAGGAUUUGCAAUUCAAUGAGAGAGCAGUUGAUUCUUGUGGUGAGGAAGUCAAUGAAAACGUUGAGGAUGAGGACGAUGAGGUGGCUGAAAAAGAGAGAGCGAAUGAGAGGAGGAAUGAGAAGAUGGCAGUGCAGAAACGAUUGGCUGAGAGACGAAUGAUAGAGAGGAGUGAAUAUGAUAGUGAUAGUGAGGUGGAUGAUGCUGAGACAUUCGAUGAGUUGAUGAAGGAUCAUUUACCUUCUCCUCCUUCAUCACCUCAUAAACACCAAGAUCAAUCUCAACGGCAAGCGCAAGCUGCCACGGGGAUGGAGAAGGAGGAAAUUAUUGUUAUUUCUGACUCGGAGACUGACGCUGGUGAUUCGGGUGAUGGCUAUGAUGAGAUAGCAGGCUCAACUUCCUCAAAUACCUCAUCGCCACACGUUUUGCAACCACGGCCCUUGUUCUCUGCGUCAGGUAACUCGACCUCGGAUGCGAUCAUUCUAUGA
This is a messenger RNA of Sclerotinia sclerotiorum 1980 UF-70, 1419 nucleotides long. RefSeq lists its product with no specific name. The record is from RefSeq and is a predicted model, not a curated record. NCBI's taxonomy places the organism in Eukaryota, Fungi, Ascomycota, Leotiomycetes, Helotiales, Sclerotiniaceae. The coding region runs from base 1 to 1419 and encodes 472 amino acids. The transcript is spliced from 5 exons.